UCACACCUCUUCCCGGAAGUUUGGCCGCCCACUACAAAGAUGGAGGACGACAUCUCGGAUGGGAGCCGACCACAGAUGUAUUUGUUCGGUUGCACCCUGAAAUCCGACAAACGCGAGUUCAGAGUUGACGUAGAGGACGAUGACACGGAGCAGCAGCUGUCACUCAAAGCGGUGUGUCUGGGAGCUGAAGCCGAGGACAAGUUCCACAUGGUGGAAGUGGAGGGCCUCACCUAUGAUGGGAAAACCACCAAAGUGCCACUGGUGGCCCUGAAGCCGUCCGUCCUGCCGUCUAUGAGUUUAGGUGGAUUUGAGAUCACGCCUCCCGUUACCUUCCGUCUCCAGUCCGGCUCUGGACCAGUUCACAUCAGCGGGCAGCACUUUGUUAGUGUGAAGGAUUCCGAGGAUGAGGAAGAGGAGAACAACUCUUCGCCGGUGAAACGACCUGCGGGCCUGAUGUCGGGGAAGAAGCCUCUGUUGAAAAAACUAAAGAUGGAUUCUGAUGACGAUGAUGAAGAAGACAGUGACGAAGAUGACGAUGAUGACGAUGAAGAUGACGACAGUGAUGAUGAUGUUGUGAAGCCUCAGAAAAAAGUGGGAAAGGAGCUUGAAAAGAGUCGAGAGUUUUCGGCAAAGAAGCCCAACAAGACUCCGGUGAAACAGAACGGCCCUGCAGGGAAAGCGUCGGGCUCUGCGGUCAAACCACAGAUUAAGACACCUGCCCCAGGAAAAGACAAACCCCACGCCAGCCCGUCGAAAGCUCCGUCUCUGUCUGACGUCAAGAACAAGUUGUCAACAGCCGCCAAGGAGGGGAAACCUCUACCGAAGACGGAGCAGAAGUUUGAGAAUUUCGUCAAAAGUUCUUUUAAAAUCUCUGAUAAAAAGGUGGUCAAGGACCUCUGGAGUUUUGUACAAACGCUGAAGAUCGAGAAGAAGUAACGAACCCUGACGCAUUCGUAUGUUUCGCAUCCUGCAAGACGUUUAAAGGCACAGUCAGCGAGAUUUCCCACUCAGCCUCAUUGUGUCGUCCCUGUUAACUUUGAAUCGGAGCGAACGGAUGGAACCGAACGCAGGAAACGGGCGACGCUGUUAAUGAUUCAUCGUUGUUUAGAUGCGAAGAACCUCCUGGAGCUCAAUUGUUGUCCCCCCCCACAAACUCACUUGUUCAUGACUUCUACACCUGCCAAUCUGCGCCACCUACAGGAAAGGAGAGGCAUCAUCCAUAAAGACCUGUACAUGUCUGUCUCUUACAGGACAGAAGUAGCUGCUAUGACUAAAUCACUUUUACCACCUGCAGCUUUUUAUAGCAACAAUAAGUGAUAGACAUGUAAAUUAUUUGGCAACAAUGAAGUUUUAAAUUUAAGUAUUUAGAGCCUAAGACUGACAGAACAAACUUUACUUCAUAUGCACCUUUUGAUUUGACCCCUUUUCAAACAUAGUUGUAUGUUUGGUUUGCAACACUGAUUUAAAUGACAGUUUCUUUCCAAAAAUCGAUUUCAAACAAAUUUGACAUGAAAGAUAAUUUGUAUUGGAAUUUGGGGGGAAAAAACUGUUCAUUUCUUUGCCUGCAGGUGGCGACUCUGCCUAUCUGCCUCUUAACUCCCUUCACCGGUCGGUGGUGCAUGUUGCAUUGCGCUGCAGGUGCAGAGUUGUUGUUUCUGCCUCGAUGAACAAUACCGGCUGAGCCUGGUUUCAGGUGCUUUGCAUCCGAGACACCGCGUCUCCUUGUUACGUCAAUAAUGCAAUAGGAGAUAUUGCAGAAUGUGCCUUUAAAUAUCUGUGAUGUAAGCUGAGUCCGAGUCCCAUUCUGCGUGAAUCUGAGGAGUUUGUACAGGAAAGGUUGAGACAAGGGGACAAGUUUCUGUCAUCAGCCAGUGGUUGUAUAUGGUUUUAUGUUUUGUUAUUUUAGAUUCUGUCUGGAUUUACAAAGCAUAAAUCGGUCAGUGAUGUGUUUUUACAAAUUGCAAAUGAAAAGUAUACUGCAACACGCAGUAACUCAAUGUAUAUGUUUUUGGCCUAAAACCCCAAGAUAUGUGUCUGUCCCCCGCCAUGAUAAAGCAAAUCAAUCUCAAAAUAUCUAAAACAAUUCACUUUAAAAAGAUGCAAACUAGAAACCAUGAGAUUGACGCGUCUGCAGCAACGGGUCCAAUUGUAAAUUUGCUACUUUCACAUAUCUUAAGUUUUAUCUGUUGAGCAAACAAGAAAAUAAUCCAUCCUGUGUUUUUUCCAAACCUGAUACUUCUGGACGUGAGCAGUAUUACUCUUUACCUUUUUUAUAUAUACUACGUUUUUACGCUUACGUUCCUGAGUGUCAUCUUAACCUGUAAACGUUACAGAGAGGUUUUCUCGUGAAUGUAAAUUUAUAUCAAGCCCAUUAACAUCCUUCAUAACCUGUGAGGGUAAUAAUUACAGUAAUUACAGCCAAAAAUCAUCUGCGGCAAAAAAAUGCUCCAGAGUAUUAUGAGGCCCUAUAAAACCAACGCAGAUGUCCAGGUUUUUCUUUAAAGUAACAUUACAUUACCUACAAAAGGUCUUUUUUAAAAAAGGCUGUUAACAAGCCCCAGGAGUUUAUUUACGAGUUGGCACCGCUGUCAUUGAUUCGAAGCGUCGUCCAAUUCAUUAAAAACAGAUAGCGAGCCUAUGAUGAGCGUUAUUUAUGACAACGUAAUCAUAAGGUCCAUAUCAGAAAAAAUGACAUCAGCCGCAACACGAUGCUUCGCAGGAUCCUCGUAAAGAACUCCGCCUGGUAAUUGUUUGUUCUCUUGUGUAUCGGCGCUCUGAUGACAACGAGCAGCCGCUGUGCUUAUAAUGUGUUUAUGAUCCUGUAUAAAGCUUUUUAUGAGCCCAACGCUGGCAGGUGGAUCCACAGCCAAUCACGUGACUCGGUUCCACCACCUCGUUUGUUAAUUAGAUAUGAAAUUCCUUAGGUGACAAGUUGAGUACUCCCAAUAAAUUAGAUGGAUUAAAGUCGCCCUGAUAAUUUAGAUGAAUCUGAGUUAGAUUUUAAGUAUCUGUAACGUGGUGUUUGUGGUGAGGUUUCAGUAGAAGCUUGUCAGUCUGAGGAGUUUCCUUCGUCCUGAAUCCUGAAUGAUUUCUCUUUUUUUUUUUUAUACUUUGCUUGUAUCGAACUCAAAGAACUUUUAUUUCUUGCUUUUAUUUACAAGUAUGGCAGCUGAAGAAUUAUGUUUUCUUACGUAUUUGCUUAAUCCGCCCUUUGCUAAUAGCUGGUUUUGCAGCUUGGAUCUGUUGUGCUGGUCUUUAUUUUGAAAUGUUCUGUAGUUUGAAGUGUUUUGUUAUCGUUUCAUUUCAGCGUUUGGUCUUUAGUUCGUCAUCCUUUUGAUUCUGAACUGAAUAAUUGUGAAGCCAGUUCCUAAAUAUGUUCAUGUGAAAUAAAAACAAGAAGAUUGUGA
Molecule: messenger RNA, 3407 nt
Organism: Hippoglossus stenolepis (Pacific halibut)
Lineage: Eukaryota; Metazoa; Chordata; Actinopteri; Pleuronectiformes; Pleuronectidae
Gene: npm1b
Product: nucleophosmin 1b
Exons: 11
Coding region: 40-936 (298 amino acids)
Biological process (GO): ribosomal large subunit biogenesis; chromatin remodeling; positive regulation of transcription by RNA polymerase II
Cellular component (GO): cytoplasm; ribonucleoprotein complex; centrosome
Molecular function (GO): RNA binding; chromatin binding; histone binding
Source: RefSeq, a predicted model, not a curated record